CCAACGAGGCAACAGCCUAACUCACAAACCACCAGACGACUGGACCCAAGUACAAAACCCGCCUUCCUCUCAUUCCCCAAUCGCCACAACUCUCGUCGGAGCUCCGAGCCCUAAACAACAGCCUUCGCCGGCCGACUCCCGGGCGGAGGAGGCGGCCGGGGAGAUGGACGACAUCGGCGGCGGCGCACCGGGUGCCUGCCCCAAGAACAAGAAGCCCCGGCACCUGUCCCGCUCGCUGACCUACCACCACCACCCGUACCAGGGGCGCCAGGUGCUGCCGGCGCCGGCGCCCAACCCGCAGCGCCCGCAGUCGGUGGUCCUGUACACGACGUCGCUCCGCGGCGUGCGCCGCACGUUCGCGGACUGCUGCGCGGUGCGCGCCGCGCUGCGGGGCCUCCGCGUCGCCGUGGACGAGCGCGACGUCUCCAUGGACGCGGCGCUCCGGCGCGAGCUGCAGGGGAUCCUCGCGGCACGGGGCCGCGGGUUCUCGCUCCCGCAGCUCCUGGUCGGGGGCGCGCUCGUCGGCGGCGCCGACGAGGUCCGCCGGCUGCACGAGUCCGGCGAGCUCCGCCGCGUCCUCGAAGGCGCCCCCGGGCAGGACCCCGCCUUCGUCUGCGGCGCCUGCGGCGGGUUCCGGUUCGCGCCCUGUCCGGCCUGCGACGGCUCCCGCAAGGUGUUCGUGGAGGAAGAGGGGCGAGCCCGCCGCUGCCUGGAGUGCAACGAAAACGGCUUGGUACGCUGCCCCAAUUGCUGUUCUUGAUAGCUUGUUUAAGUUGAGUGUAUACGAGAACUUAAGGAUUGCUUGAUUAGAGGUAGUGGGAGAGGAAAAGAGCAUUUCUUGUGUUCUUUGGCUGCUGUAUAUUGUGGACGCAGUUGGGAGGAUAGGUAUUGGGUAUGCCAUCAGUGUUUUGAAAGGAUAGCGAAUGGGUUCUUGGCCCUCAAGUUAUCACAUCUGGAGUACCAUCGAUGGUAAGGUGCCAUCUCAUAGUACUUCAUGUACAUGUGUGUGUCUGUGAAUGUGUAUUGAUAGACCUUCAUGUUGGAAAAGAAGGCCCAAAGCAAAGGGUUAGAGAUUUAGAGGUUGUGCUACAUAGUGGCAAGAAAAGGUGGAGCCUUCCUUGAUUCUUUGGGCGUGCUAUUAGCAUUCUGAGAAGGGCAAUAUGGCUUCUGGCCCUAUAGUUUGAGAUUGUAUAAAAUAUGUAUAUUAUACAUUGAUAACCAGAGUGGGUUUGAUGAAUAUGAAUAAGGG
This is a messenger RNA of Zea mays, 1249 nucleotides long. Its product is annotated as electron transporter. Bases 164 to 760 code for a protein of 198 amino acids. NCBI's taxonomy places the organism in Eukaryota, Viridiplantae, Streptophyta, Magnoliopsida, Poales, Poaceae. The transcript has a single exon. The record is from RefSeq and is marked validated.